Nematolebias whitei (Rio pearlfish) is the source of this 1458-nucleotide messenger RNA. It is a transcript of the gene pofut2, whose product is annotated as protein O-fucosyltransferase 2. The record is from RefSeq and is a predicted model, not a curated record. Gene Ontology annotation, molecular function: peptide-O-fucosyltransferase activity. The transcript has 9 exons. Lineage: Eukaryota; Metazoa; Chordata; Actinopteri; Cyprinodontiformes; Rivulidae. Bases 14 to 1351 code for a protein of 445 amino acids. Gene Ontology annotation, biological process: protein O-linked glycosylation via fucose.
GCUAAAGGAAAAUAUGGCGUGCAACAUUUUACAUGUACUAGUAAAUUAUCUGGCGUCAGCCUCUUCGUUUAGCGCUUUCUUUUUGUUUGUUUUUGUGGCUUUUGCAGCUGUAGGAACAACAAAAUGUGACAGUGUUUUCUCUGCUAGUCAAACGGCUUCUGUUUCCGUCGCUGCGGCUAAAGAGCUCCGGUACCUUUUAUAUGAUGUAAACCCUCCGGAAGGAUUUAAUCUGCGGAGAGAUGUUUAUAUCCGCAUGGCUUCCAUGAUCAAAACUUUAAGGAAAGAGGGAGACGACUGGGUAUUAGUUCUUCCCCCAUGGGGUCGCCUCUACCACUGGCAAAGUCCGGACCUCCACCAGAUCCGUAUCCCGUGGGGAGAAUUCUUCAGCCUCACCAGUCUGCAGGCCAAUGUGCCUGUUAUUGAGUAUGAGGAAUUUAUUGCAGAAAAUGGAGGGCCAUUUAUUGAUCAAGUUCUGGUACUGCAGAACUAUGCUGAGGGAUGGACUGAUGGGAAAUGGGAAGAAAAAGUUGAUGAGAGGCCAUGUAUUGAGAAGGUGAUGUACUCCAAAGAUAAGCAGGGCUACUACAGAGGAUGGUUUUGGGGCUAUGAGGAAACAAGAGCUCGAAAUGUAACAUGCAUAUCGGCUCAAGGUCAUGCCUCAAUCAUGGCCCCCGUUCUUCAGAAAAACUUCUCUGCAACAUCAGUUAUGCUUGAUCGGGCAGAGACACUUCUUCAUGACCACUAUGCAGGGAAGGAUUACUGGGAUACUCGACGCAGCAUGGUGUUUGCCAAGCACCUGCGACUCAUAGGUGAUGAUUUCAGAGCAAAAUACCUGAACUCUACAGAUGACAGAGAUCUUACGGUAUAUAAUGAGGACUGGACUCGCAUGAAAGCAAAACCUGGUUCAGCCAGAGGUGGUCCAUAUGUAGGGGUGCAUCUGCGCCGUAAGGACUUCAUCUGGGGUCACAGAGACGAUGUGCCCAGCCUUAAGGGGGCCGUUAAGAAAGUCCGAAGCUUGAUGAAAAAGCACAAACUCGACUCUGUGUUUAUUGCAACGGAUGCAGAUGGAGACGAACUAAAGGAGCUGAAAAGGUUGUUGCCUGACAUGGUUCGGUUUGAGCCAUCCAAAGAAGACUUGGAGCUGCUGAAAGAUGGAGGCGUGGCCAUUAUUGACCAGUGGAUCUGCACUCAUGCAAGAGUCUUCAUUGGAACAUCAGUGUCAACUUUCUCUUUCCGGAUCCAUGAGGAGAGAGAAAUUCUGGGUUUUGACCCGAAAACCACAUACAACCGUUUCUGUGGAGACUCUGAGAAACAGUGCGAGCAGCCCACACACUGGAAAAUCGUUUACUGAUGCUACCGCCGACUCUCCUGACACUCAAGUGCCAAAAACAGUGUUAACAGUGAUAUUUUGUCUAAAACAAAAUACACGUUUUGUUCCUCAGUAUUUCAGUGAUUUUA